Molecule: messenger RNA, 957 nt
Organism: Aspergillus fischeri NRRL 181
Lineage: Eukaryota; Fungi; Ascomycota; Eurotiomycetes; Eurotiales; Aspergillaceae
Product: PP2C family serine/threonine-protein phosphatase
Exons: 5
Coding region: 1-957 (318 amino acids)
Biological process (GO): protein dephosphorylation
Molecular function (GO): protein serine/threonine phosphatase activity; cation binding
Source: RefSeq, a predicted model, not a curated record
AUGCGUUCCCCUGCACAUGCACAGUCAUCCAAACAUGCCAUCAAACUACGAGGAGCAGGAGGCGCCAGUGCGCAAGGAACACGACCCUCGCAGCAGGAUCAAUACACAAUAAUCCUUCCGGAUCAGAUUUCCAAGACGACUAUUCAUGAUGAGCUAGCUAUUUUUGCGGUCUUCGACGGACAUGGCUCCAGGAAGGUCGCACAACACGCAAAGCAACACAUCAGGGAGCUCCUCUUUGAAGGCAACGCACUACAAGCCGGUCGCUAUGAGGACGCAAUCCGACAAGCCAUCCAAAAAGAAGAGGAAACGCUUCUUGAGGAGUGUCAAGAGGGGGAGGACAAAUUUGCGAUUUCGGGAUCGACGGCCUCGGUGGUGAUUGUCAAUCUUAAUAAGGGUGUGAUGGUGGUAGGCAACCUGGGUGAUUCGCAUGUCCUCAUGGGCGAGUGCGAUAUAACCGGACAAUUGGAGACUGUGCAUCGCUUGACGCAAGACCACAAACCCGACAGUCCGAAAGAGAAGGAGAGGAUCGAGGAUGCCGGUGGAGUAGUCAACUAUGAGUCGGAAACUGCCCGGAUAGGAGCUUUGAACAUGUCGCGCGCUCUCGGAGAUCUGCAAUACAAGAACCCUCUUAAUAAUGAUACGGCGGGCCCCAGCACUACAGGCCAGGAAUUAGCGGCCAUGACGCCGUCGAUCGAACAGGGCAACUUCCUGUCUACUGAACCGGCAAUUAUCCGUGUAGAUCUGCGGCAGGAUCGUCGAUAUAUUCUUGCCUUGACGACAGAUGGUGUGACCAACGUGCUGAAGGAUAAUGUCAUCAUCGAUGAAAUCAAGACACGGCAUGAGGGAGGACUGGGGGUGCAGCAGGUGGCAGAUGAGCUUGUCCGGGACGUUGCAGAGGGCGAGCGGAGGGAUAAUGCUACAUGUAUCGCCGUGUUUCUGGAUGGAUGUUUGUCUUGA